Messenger RNA from Fusarium tjaetaba, 2235 nucleotides. Its product is annotated as nucleoside diphosphate sugar epimerase. The coding region runs from base 1 to 2235 and encodes 744 amino acids. NCBI's taxonomy places the organism in Eukaryota, Fungi, Ascomycota, Sordariomycetes, Hypocreales, Nectriaceae. The transcript is spliced from 7 exons. The record is from RefSeq and is a predicted model, not a curated record.
AUGUGGAUCUUGCGGUCGACGAUUUCUAAGCAGCGUCAAGCUUACGGUGAGACGGACGCGAACGCAGAGAGAGACGAGGCCAUUGAAUGGCGCCAUAAUAAUUGCCACAAACGCAUACUCGGAGCGCUGCAAGGACCCAAUUCAAGACGAAAAACAUUCGUUACUGUGCAGGCGAGGCCUGAUAAGACCAGUGAUAAGGCUGCCAAGCGCCUCGCUCGAUCACAUGCCGUGAAGCAGGCACUGCAGAAAAAGCGACAACUAAAACAGGAAUCCAUGCAACACUUUUCCGUGCGAACCAUAGAAGAUGAACCAGAGCAAACGAGAAGUAUAUGCCGGAGGCAAUGCUCCAAGCGCACUAUCCCGUCGCCUGCUUCGCUGUCUGCAAGCCUACUUGAUCCAUUCCAAAGCCUUGCGGUGGACUGCAAACGGCUACAGAUCUUGCUGAACGAUUUUAAUGCGCGCCAAGCUCCCGAGCCUGUCUUCAGCAUCGAGGAUGGCUUUCAGAACUUCCAAUCAGUGUUCCGAUCUGGACUCGUUGAUCCGGCUCUGUUAAAUGCCGUGAUGCUCUCCUUGGCCUUCACUGCAAAUGGCGGAAUCAUCAAUAAAGAAUGCCUUGAAUACCAAGGUCAAGCGAUCCACCAUAUUCGUGAAAGAAUAAUUAUGCCCGAUAAGGUUGUAUCCGAGUCAACUAUCGGCGCCAUACUCUUAUUAGUCGGUGUUGAGGCACGCCUUGGCACAACUUCGCAAGUUCAGCUUCACAUGGGCGCAAUCCAGUACCUCCUUAAUGCAUGUGAACCAGUCGUUGUGAAUCUGACUCAAGGCAUCAAGCGCGCCAUAUUCUGGCAGGACUUGAACUCAUCAAUCAUGGUGGGCUCAAAACGCAUAGUCGAUCACACCACUUUCACCGAGCUCCGAUGGCAACGAGAUUCAAUAGCUCCAGACUUCUUUGAGCUACCUUCAGGGUUCCAAGUUCGCUCACAUCUGUUCAGCCAAGAAUUCCUGGAUAUAGUCAGAGACAUCCACGCUCUCCAGUGCAUCAGGAACAUCUAUCAACGUACCGGCCGCCCAGUCUCAACGGUAAACAUCAACAGCCACACAGCAUCCAUACAGUCCCGGCUCCAAGCUCUUCCAAACACUUGCCCGAUAUCCAAGGCUUGCCAUCUCGCAGCAUACAUGUGCUCCGUAAUGCUAUGCUGCAAAGUCUGUACUGGCACCACCGGUUUCAUUGGAGGUGAUGCAUUCUACGCAUUGCAUAAAGCGCAUCCUGAUUGGAAGUAUACCAUCCUUGUCCGAAGUGAGGAUAAAGGAAAGGAUGUGCAGAAGCAAUAUCCUGAUGUGAAGUUGGCGAUUGGAUCGUUGGAUGACUCCAAGGUCAUUGAGAAGGCUGCUUCUGAAGCCGACAUUGUCAUUCAUACCGCUGAAAGUUCCGAUCACCAAGGCGCUGCCAAGGCUAUCGCUGCUGGCCUGCGAUCUACUCACUCGAGCUCGAAUCCCGGUUACUGGAUUCACAUCAGCGGCACAGGCAUUCUCUGCUGGUAUGACAUGGACAACAAGCGCUAUGGAGAAGCUCCUCUUCCUGAACAAGCCUACAACGAUCUGGAGGGAGUCGACAAGGUCACUUCUCUGCCCGACACUGCUUUCCACCGUGAUGUCGACAAGAUUGUUCUCGGCGAAGCUGCCAAGGAUCCCAGUGCAGUAAAGGUCGCCAUCGUCUGCCCUCCUACCAUCUACGGAACCGGCCGAGGACCCGCCAACCAGCGAAGUCGCCAAAUCCCAGGGUUGACAGAGACCACUCUCGAGAAGGGCUUUGGCCCCAUCAUCGGCGCUGGCGAGACAGAAUGGGAUAACGUGCACGUCCAUGAUCUCUCCAACCUACUUGUUCUCUUAUCUGAGCGCGCAGCCUCAUCUGAGAAGCAGUCCGACGAACAGGAAAUCUGGGGUCCGAAGGGUUACUUCUUUGCUGAGAACGGCAAACAUAAAUGGAGCCAGAUCUCAGCUCUUAUUGCCAAGGAGGCUAAGAAGCAGGGCGUUAUUGACAGCGAUGAGACCAAGGUUCUUGAUGUUGAUGAGGCGCAGAAGAAGUUGGGAUUCCAGGCUCUUUCGUGGGGAUUGAACAGUCGUGGUGAGGCAAAGCGGGCGAGGAAGUUUCUUGGCUGGAAGCCGGUGGGCGAGAGCCUGGAGGAGUGGAUUCCUGAGUCGGUCCAGAUUGAAGCGAAGCGAUUGAACAAAGCCUAA